UACAGUUACACAUGUCUGCCAUGAGUCUGCGCCCAGGAGACGGACACGCAGAUUACACGAUUGGGAUCAUGGAAAUUUAACCGACAUGUAGAACUGAUUCACUCUAUUACCAUGUACUAUCUACAGACUAUCAAAAUGCAGACAUGUCAAAACAACAUAUUCUGCUAUUGUUGAUAUACGCCCGGGGAUAUAAGCGAGAUUGUGGUAAUAAUAAUCACUCGACCCUGACCUCUAGAUCAUUCAUCAACCCAAACACAUUUAUGUAUGCCACAAAGUAAAGAGGACGAUCCAGUCCCGGCAUCAGACGGCUGUAGACCGAUAUGGUCGUGGACGGGGUACUUAUACAUGUAGGUUAAGAUUCAUAGCUGGCUCGAUAAAUUCUGGAAAAUUUGAGAAAGGACCAUCUAAUCGAGAACGCACAUAAUCAAAGAAAAUGAUCACGAUCUGGGUUUUCUUUGAGAUCGUGAUGGGCAUGCCAUCUUUCAUCACGUUCUGCUUCUACAUGAUGAUGAUAUUCCUAUCGCUGCUUUGGCAGAGAAUAACCAAGCCCCUUGAUAUGCGACCUGUGCUUGUCGCAUACAACUUCAUCUGUAGUUUCCUGAGUUGCUGCACGUUCCUUGGCUUCAUCUAUUACGGCAUCGUCAAGAGUCCAUCACUGUACUACAUGAAGUACGUUGAGGGUCUGAGUUCCGUUUACUACCUUUACUACCUCACCAAGAACAUCGAACUAAUGGACACAGUCUUCAUGGUUUUAAGACACAAGCGGCGACAGAUCUCAUUCCUUCACGUCUUCCAUCACAGCUCAAUGGUCAUGCUGAGUAACUAUGCAGCCACAGUCACUCCGUGGCCCGCAAUCGCACCUUACCUCGGCAUGAACAGUUUCGUUCACAUUGUCCUCUACUUUUACUACGGCUUGACAGCCCUGCAACCCGACAACCCACCUCAGUGGAAAAAGGCUUUAACCCAGCUGCAAAUCGCCCAGUUUAUGAUUAUACUAGUAUUCACACUUUAUGGUUACCAGUUCCAUAAAUUCUGCGUAUACUCAAUAUUCUAUCCACUAAGUAUGAUGAUCCUUUUUUCUAACUUCUACUACGCUGCCUACCUUACACAACACCGGGAAAGGACUAAACCAUUAAAAAGUAAAGAUCCGUAACUAUUUCAUCUUUCACGAAAAUUCAUGAAUCAUUACAUCACAUUCGUGCCAGACGAGGCGCCGUGAUGACAUCAAGUCAUGUAAUAACAUGUCCCGUGGUCAUUGUCAAUGGUCAUCACACUGUAUAAUGUCCCAAUGCAUAUUCAUGCUAUUCCCUCUCAGGCAAAAGUAUCCAUCCAUGGAUCAUUGAUGGGUCCAUCGAUGGAUCUUUGAUGGUUAUCAUCAAACCAUGUUUUACAUAUACGUAUCCCAUAGAUUCUACGUUGGUCAAUGGCAAAUCCACUGAUUCUAAUAUAAUUCUAAUAUCCCCCCAAUUCUUACAUAAGUUCUUCGAUGGCCCUUCCAGAAUUCUAUGACGAAUUCCAUCCAUGGAUCAGUGAUGGACCCAUGAUUGUAGAUCGGACUGUAUGUGGUUCAAUCCAUGUAUAUACAUGUAUGAUGGAGAUUCUCCAUCAUCGAUCCAUGGAUGGAACCAACAUGGGUCUUUGAUGGAGAUUCUCCAUCAAAGAUCCAUGGAUGGGCCCAUGGAUGAAGCGUUGAUAAUUAAUCCCCGUCAUAAAUCCAUGAUGGACUUCUGCUUGUU
Molecule: messenger RNA, 1736 nt
Organism: Lineus longissimus
Lineage: Eukaryota; Metazoa; Nemertea; Pilidiophora; Heteronemertea; Lineidae
Product: very long chain fatty acid elongase 1-like
Exons: 3
Coding region: 434-1153 (239 amino acids)
Biological process (GO): fatty acid elongation, saturated fatty acid; fatty acid elongation, polyunsaturated fatty acid; sphingolipid biosynthetic process
Cellular component (GO): endoplasmic reticulum membrane
Molecular function (GO): fatty acid elongase activity
Source: RefSeq, a predicted model, not a curated record